Pocillopora verrucosa is the source of this 9365-nucleotide messenger RNA. RefSeq lists its product as uncharacterized. NCBI's taxonomy places the organism in Eukaryota, Metazoa, Cnidaria, Anthozoa, Scleractinia, Pocilloporidae. The record is from RefSeq and is a predicted model, not a curated record.
UUUUAUUGAACGUCAAAGCCCCAGUACUGGGCGUGUUGACGAGAGGCUUAUAAAGAAUGCAAAUGAUUUGCUGACCACAAAACAACGCCAGAUCCUACCGAUUAAAGUACAGUUGCUGAGACAGGGAACGCUCAGUAGCGACUCAAGGGUGUUGAACGAUUUCAAGCGUCCUUCUGUGCUAUAAUUAUGUCCGAGAUGCAGCAGACGCGUUUGGACUUUUCGUCCGCUGGUAGUUCACCUUCUGUUCGCCGUACGGUUACCUACAAGGCAUCCGACCUGGCUAUGUCCUCCAAAGCAGGUGACGUUACGAUCCAACACAUCUCUGAGGCAAAGGGUUAUCUCAAUGAAUUUGAGCAAAUGUACCGCAAACACCGCGUUGAAAUUGACAGCCUCAAGCGGGAUCAUGCGAGCGAGGUUCAAACGCUUAGGUUGGAAAUCGAAAACCUAAAGCGCCAGAAAAGGCAGAUAGAAGAACAGUUUGCAGAGAGCAAGAGCGAUAGGAACAGGCUCAAUGAAGAACUCGUAGCUAUCAGGAAAAGACUGAUGAUGAGGGAGACUGAGCUGGAGGCACUCAAACGCGAGCUGUCGUCCAAGAACAACAUUAUUGCUUCCCUCAAGGCUGACAAGGUUGCUCUGCAGAGGGAACUGGAGACGAUGAAGUCAGAGAUAGUCGUUAGCCAGUCCGUCACCACCGUUCAAGAAUCGGCUCCAAUGGAAGAAGACUUCUUUAGCACGCAGAUAACAGAGUACGAGGCCACUCUGAAGAGCUCCGUAGAUGAGAAGGAAGGUCUGCAGGAGGAGAUCUUGAACCUGCAGACAAAGCUUGCCAGGCUGCAAAGUGAUUACGAUAGAGCAAGUCGCGACCUGGAUGCCACCAAGAAGGAGUGUGACCUCAGGGUUAAAAAGUUCGAAGUUCAACUGCAAAAUUCUCAGAAACAGCGUGAGGAUCUAAAAAGGCAGCUGGAAAAGUUACGUGACGAUCUAAAGAAGAGCAGAGAGGCCUUGUCAAGUGCACAGACGGAGGCGGUGAACAACAAGAGGGUUGCCGACAGACUUCGAGAUGAGGCAGAGGGCAAAAACAGGCAAAUCCGCAACCUAGAACAGAAGAACGGCUCUCUUGAAGACCAUAUUGAGCAACUCAAGCAAGAUCUAUCUCAGAGCGAGAUGCGUGCCGAGGUAGAAGCAAAACACGCAAAGGACCUCGAGAACGAACUUCGUUCAUCGGAAAGGCGGUAUGCUGAGGCGGAGGCCAUGAUUGAAAGCCUGCGAAGCUCCAAUGAAGAUCUCCAGCGCGAGCUUGCUAUUAGUAACAGCAGGGUGUUGACGCUAGAGAGUCAAAAUGGUAAGAUGACAAGCCGCGUGAGGGAACUGGAGAACGAACUGGUCCGUUGCCGUGCUCGUAUUCAUGACCUGGAGAACGAAUUUGAAAGCAUCAACACCAAGUGUGUUCAGCUUCAGUCAUCAUACGAUUCUUCCGCGAGUGAGGUUGACGGACUACGAUCCAGGGUAGGGGGGCACCAGAGCAAGGUGAAUGAGUUGGAGUCCCGCCACUCAAUAACUUCCAAAGAGAGAGACGACCUCAAGCUACGUAUAGCUCCUUUGGAGAAGAUGAUCUCUGAAUUGAGAUUGUCUUUGGAAAGGAAUGAAAAUGCACGAGACGAACUAGAGCGAGAGAUUGAUGCGUUAAAAGUUAAAAACUCUAACUUAGAAGCACAGCUUACCUCAACCAACAAAUCCAAGACUCAGCUAAGGGCAGAUUUGGAUGCAGAGAAGGACAAGAACAAUCAGCUUAGAAAAGAGAUCACUUCUGUGCAAACCCAACUGGGAGAAGCGCAACGUAACCUCAAGAAGCUCAAAAGCGACAACGAAAGGAAACAAAAGGUCAUUGAUGACUUAAGGGACACAAUCCGGGAACAUGAAGGAACCAUUCACGAGAAAGAAAAAGACGUCCAGUACCUUAAUGAACAAAACAAAAUGCUUGAAGAUGAGAAGAAUGAAAUCCACGACGAGCUCAUGGAUAAUAACAAGAAACUAGCUGAGCUGGAAGAGGAUCUUAAGCAAACCCAGGACGUCAAAGAUAACGUUGAAAGAGAUCUCAUUGAGGCACAGCAGGCUAAUGGCGAGUUGGAAAACGCCCUAGAAAACACCGAAAAAGAAAAGAGAGACUUCGAGGAGCAGGCACUCCAACUUCGGCAGAACCUGACACGCGUAGAGGCAGAACUUCGUGAUGCCCUCAGUAAGAAAGCUGUUCUCGAAGAAGAUGCUAAACAACACGAUGCUGCUGUUUCCAAACUUAGUGACGAGAUAGAUCGUCUUAAAGGGCUCCUUGCCGAAGCACAACGUCAAAUUGAUACUUACCGCCAAGAGAUUGACAUCAAAGAUGCUACCAUCUCGACCUUGAAAUCUCAGAUCAGUGAUCUGGACAAAGAAAAUGACGAUUUAAGAGCGGAGCUUUCUAAAGUGAAAACGCAGCUUGCAGCAGUGGAAGAGGAGAAGAGGAAACUUCAGAUCACACAUAACACAAAGGACGAAGAAAUCAAUCGACUGACCGGAGAAAUCGACAUUACGGUCAAACGCAAUGAAGAGUUACAGAGCGAAUGCAUUGUGGUGGCCGACAAAGUGCAAAGUGUUGAGUCCAGUUACCAAGACUUUAUGUCUUUGGCUAGCGAUAAAGAUGGUUUGCUUGAAGCAGAACAAGAAAAGAACGCGCAGUUAGAAAAGGAAAUCAAGUCCUUGAAGUUGAAGAUAAAAAGUCUAGAGGACAAGGAUCGAUCGAGAGAAGUUGAUCAACUGAAGGCGGACCGCGAUGCUGCUAAUGAAGAAAUUGCUAGGCUGCACGAUCGUAUUCAGCAACUAGAAGGUGAGAAAGAUGACCUAUCCCGCGAAAUCCUCGUAGUCCAAAGUGACCUUUCCCAGAAGGAGAAUGAUCUCGAGGCAGCCGAGAAGGACAAAGAGAAAGCCGAAGAUGAUGUGCACGUAGCUCAAGGAAAGAUUGACAACCUAGAAAGUCAACUGACAGCUCUACGCAAGCAGAAUGGUCAACUGAAAGACAAUUUGAAGGACGCCAACAACAAGAUCAUCAAAGGCAAAGAAGAAAAUAAUGACCUUCAAACCAAAGUCAGCCAACUUGAGAAGAUCAGUGAAGGUUUGAAAAACGUAAUUGCCAAGAAGGACAAAGACAUCAUCAAUCUUCAAGACAAAAUUAAGAAGUUGCAAAGUGAGUUAGCCGAUGCUAAGAGAGAGGUGAUUGCCGCCAAUGCAACUGCCGAGAGCCUUAAAUCUGACAAAAAGCAUCUAGAACGAAAACUGGCUGAUGAAAAUAAGCGUUACCAGGUACUAGAAAAGGAAGUUAAAGAUCUCAAGGCACAAAGAAAUGCUAUGGAGACUGAACUCAGCAGUAAGACGCACAAGCUGGCUCUCAUUGAAUCUCAGUUGAACAGCAUUAGAAAGGAACGAGAUAAACUGAAGGAGGAAGUGAAAUUCCUUAACGACUCUGUGAAGAACUACAAGGAGGAAAAUCUGUCCAUGCAAACUAAUAUCCGACGCCUAGAAAAGGAGUUAGAGUCCAAGAUCAAAGAGAUUCAAGACAAAUCUGCUGUUAUCGAGCGGUUGAAAGCAGAAAAAGCUAAAGUUGACGAAGAGCUGCUUAACUUGAAGAAAGAACUGAUGACAACUCGAAAUCUCCUUGACGCUGCCAAUAACAAGAUCAAAUCUCUGGAAAACACCCUGAAGCAAACCAACCUUAGCUUGAACAAGCUAGAGGUAACUAUUCAAAACUUAAAUAGAGAGCGAGAGGAAAGAGAUCGGGUCGGUUCCACCCACGACAGCCAAUAUAUUGAAAUUGAGACCCUCUACAAGGCUUCUCAAGACCGUGAAAACAGGUAUAAGCAAGAAAUUCAAGCUCUUAAAGCACGUUUGGACAAGAUGGAGCCAGACUAUCGCAAAAUCCAACAAGAAAACGUGGACCUUCGGGCUAAAAUUAACGCCUUAAAUAAGAAAGUCCGUAACUUAGAAGGUGCGCGCGACCGCAUUGACAAAGAGAAGCAGGCCAUCCGAUCAGAUCUGGAAGCUGCCAACAACCAAAUGGCGGUUCUUGAGGUAACCUGUGACAAUGAAGCCAAAGAGAAAGACUCCUUCAAGAAGCAGCUAGAUGACGCUCUCGAAAAGCUGGCAAAGGCGAGAAAGCAGAAUCUCGAACUCGAACAGACCAUCGUUGAAAAGAAAUUACAGCUUGAGGAGCAUGAAAAAUUAUUGAUGGAGAAGGAUAACGAGAUCAAGAACUUAAAAGCCAGCAAAGAAUUCUUGCAAGGUCAACUUGAUGCCGCAAAGUCGCGUCUAGACAACGCUCAACAAGAAAUUGAUGACCUGAAAGCUGAGAAUGCCCUUAAACAGAGCGAAUUCCUCGAAAUGCACAACAAGAUUAGUGAGUUGGAGGCUAAAAUUUUGAAACUGACCGGGGAGAGAGACAGAGCUCUCGAUGAUGCUAAUAUCAAUGCCCAAAAAGUUGCUAAUCUGGAGGAGCAAAUAAGAGAGUUGGUCAGCGAGAAGACAAAGCUCUUGGAAAGGAUAGAAGGUUUAAAGAAAGAGAAUAACACCCAAAGGGAGGAGCGAAUGGAGGUCGACAAGCAGCUCACUGAACUGCACGGCAAGAUCAACUUUUUUACAAGAGAGGUCGAGAACAAAGACAAAAACAUUGCUGACUUAAAGAAUAAAGAAGAGAUCCAAGAAAAGGAGAUUGACAAUCUUAGGAAGAAUCUGCGCCACCUGGAAAGUGAUUAUGAAUCAGCCCUUCAGAAAAUAAGUGAACUGGAGAAAGCAUGUCAUUCUGUUAAUCAGAGAACGCUAAUGAUCGAGAGCAAGAGUGAUAGCCACCGUGACAAGGCUAAGCGCCUCGAUGAGGAAAAUAGUGCCUUGAAGCGAAGAAUCGCGGAGUUGGACAUCACUAAUAAAGUCAACGAAGAGAAAGGCCAUGAACUGCAAGAUAAACUCCUUCGAGCCCAGGAAACGAUUGCUAAUCUGGAGUCCGCACCACCAAUGGAGUCCUCGAUAGUGGUGGAAACAGAAAGUAGCGUAGAGGCAGCAGCAGGAGACGGAAUGGAGGUUGAAUUUCUGAGGAGGGAUUUGGAGGAUUUGAAAGAUAAAAAUACCCAACUAGAGAAACAACUGCGGCAGGCCAAGGACUUACAAGAGAAACUACAAGCGCAAAUAGAUGGCAAAGACAAGACUUUGAAGGAGAACGACGAAACCAUUUUGGAUCUCCAAAGAAGCAUUCAGGAGCUUACCAUUCGCCUUAAGAAAACAGAUCAGACAGAUGCUCCUGGGAUUGUGUCAUCUUUACGCGGUCAAAUAGACGACUUGGAAAGCGAUAAUGAAAGGCUGAGGAAGGAGCUUGAUGCUGUCAAAACAAGACUGGUGGAUGCCCAAAACUAUCGUGCCAAAGUUGACAACCAACUUUAUCAAAUCAAGGGGAAGUUAAACGAGGCUGAACUUAAGCUCAAUUUGGCCAAUACUCAAAAUGAAAAUCUCCACCAGGAGCUGUUAAGGGCCCAAGAGAAGAACCACGCUAUUGAGGCUGAGCGAGAUCGUGAUUUGCAAGCACAGGCAAACCUUCGCGGUGAAUUAAACGAGACGAAAAAGCGUUUGGAGAAAGCAAAGGCCGAUCAAGACAACUUAACCAUUCAGAUACACGACCUUACAGGGGAGGUGCAAGCUGUGAAGCAAGAUCGAGAAGAUAAAGAGAGAGCGGUCCGCUGGCAUGUUAGCAACGAACGACAGCUAAAGGAUGAAAUAGCCUCUUUGAAGAGAAAACUGGACAACAUGAGGGAAGCAAAUGACAAACUUAUCAACAGUGAGGACAACUUGAAAGCCCAGAUACGAGAAAAAGAGGCAGAAAUUGCUGACCUUGACCACAACAUGACUCUCCUCCGGCAUGAGAACGAUAAGCUACGUAAAGACUUGGCCACUGCAAAUGCUAAUGCGGCGGACUGGAAAAAGAAGUACUCAAACGCCUCCAGUGACAUUGAAAGGUUGCAAAAUGAACUCAACGCGAAGAUUCUUAAGAUAAGAACCCAAGAUAAUCGCAUCAAGACACUUGAAAGUGACAAACAGCGCCUUAAGACAGAGAUCUCCACUCUCAAAAAGACAAUUUCAGAUCAAAAAGUUCAAAUUGAGGCUCGCUCAACACAGCGCAGUCGUACCGAAAUAAUCGUACAGAGCGCCGGUCCUAGUCUUCAGUCAGCUCCAGACAUGUUCCAGUUCAGAGAUGACUCCGUGCCAAGUAAGAAAUACAAAGACUUAGAGACAUCAUACAAGAAAGUUCUUAGAGAGAAAGAAGAUGGAGAUAAAGAUGCUGCAACGUUGAAAGACAGGCUUGCCAAGCUAGAGAGUGAGCUUGCCGAUAUUAACAGAGCCAAGAACGCAGCCGAAGGCGAUUCCAUGUGGAAAGCUCAAAGAAUUAGCCAACUGGAAAGCGAGCUGAACGAUCUACAAUCGAAGGACAUGGUUGAUUCUGAUGAGGCCCUUGGAUGGAAGAACGAGAUAACUCGUUUGCAGCAGGACCUAGAGGCAGUUAAAAACAAGGACGUCCGUCUGGAGGCCAAGAUUGAAACUUAUGAAGGAAAGGUGAAAGAAUUCAGUGAUGACUUGAUUAAAGCAAAAGAGAGGGUUGCCCAGUUGGAGUCUAAGGCUGAAGACGACCAAGAGAAAAUUGAUGAGCAGCGUAAGGCAUUGAUGGAGGCUUACAAGAAGGUAGCAGACCUUGAGGCAGCCAACAAAUCUGGUCAUAACAGCAAGAGUGAACUCAAUGGUGUGAUAAUGACCUUGCGCGAUAAGAUCGAAGCUCUGGAAAAUGAACUCCAGAAAGAGGCCAAGCAGCAUGCACAUGUGAAAGGCACUCUUAGCCAAGUGAAGAUAAAAAACGAUGAACUCAAGCUGGAAAUUGCAAAGCUGCAGAAGAAAUUGCGAGAAGUACUGCAGCAAUACGAUUCUCAGGUUCAGGAAUGGUCAGAGAGAAAGUACACCAUUGAUGGACUUGAAAAAGACAAUGCCGACUAUAUUGCCAUAACAGAAAAGCUGAGGCGAGAAAAUGCCAACCAUAAGAAUUACCUGGACAACUUGGAGACAGAGAAGCGUAACCUCCAGAGUGAGUUGAACCAAAUGGCCCCCAAGAUGGACGAACUCGAAAGUCGUUUGCGGAUUGCUUUUGAGGAGAGGACCAGAUUCCAAAUCGAGCUAGACGAUGCCAAGAGGGCUCUGGACGAGACUAGACGGGAGCCAGAGCCGAUUCGUCAAGUAUCUAGUGGUGGGUUAGAAGCAGGUGUGGACAUGUUCCCUGAGUUGUCCAUUGAUCUCGAAACGGCCAAAAACGAACGCGAUCGCCUUACCAGUGAUGUUUCCUCCUGGCAGAACAAGCACAACACCCUACAGAACAACUAUGACAACUUGAACGCCGACAAGAAGCGCCUUGAGGACAAACUUGACAGCAUGCAGAAAACUAUAAACCACCUUGAACACAACAAUCAGACCCUGACAUCAGACAAGAAUAGACUGACUGUUGAACUGGAAUCAGCCAAACGUAAAACGGCUGAUCUGCUGUCUGAACUAGAUGACGCAAAACGCGACAAGGAUGCCUUGAAGGUGGAGUAUGAGAUAAUUCAAAAGAAGAUCACGAAGAUUGAAGCUGAGUAUGAAAUCCACAUUAAACACCGCCACGACUUUGAUGACUCCGGCGCUUAUGCCAAGCUAAGUGAAGCCUACAAACGCAGCCAGGAGAGGGAAAACGAAGUGCAAGAGGAGCUCUUGGUCUGUUACAAGACUAUCGGAGAUUUAAAACACCAGUUAGAAAACGCCCACGAGACCAUGGAGAGGCUCACAGUUACCUACAACACUGAAACUAUCAGAAGUGCGACUUUACGAGAGGAAGUUGUAAAUUACCAGAGAAGACUCUCAGAGCUGGAAGAGAAAUACGAGAUCAACCGAGGAGCUAAUGAAGACAUGGAGAAUGAGUUGACCGUAUUACAGCAGAGAAUGGAGGAGCUUAGUCGCGAGAACUCUUCCAUUCAGGAGUCGAAGGCUUUGGUGGUUGUUGAAGUUACCAACCAGCGCAACAAGAUUACACGCCUUGAACAGCAGCUGGAAGACUCUGAGCGUGAAAAGGAAAACCUCCGUCUCCAGUUGACAGCCAUGCACAGUAAAGGCGAUGCUGAGGCACAUGAGAUCAGCAAGCAGAUUUCCCAACUGUCGGAGCGAAGUUUAACAUUCCAACGUGAAAAGCAGGAUCUAGAAAGGCAGCUCUCCCAGAAGCAUGCGGAAACCAUUUCGCUGCAGCGCGAAAAUGACGCUCUGAAGUCACAAGAGUACAGCUCUUCCACUCAAAAGCAACUUGAAUCUUUAUUCGAGUUUGGCGGUGAUGCAGACCUCGGACCAUCGGCCGAGUCCACCAGAUUUGAGUUCGACAAUGACGAUUUCGAAGGAGGAGGAACAACCGUGACAACCCGUACUGUUAAGGUUAAGAGCUCCAAGAAAGGAAGAUCUUAAAGAAACGUAGAACAUUUCUUUCAUUUCUUUUAAGCAAAACAGCACAUAGGGAUAUAGCUUUUGUAUCGAAGUAAUUUAUAUGGAUAUGUUACUUAUUGCUUUCUCUGAGCAAUUUAAAAAGUAAAUGUCAUCCUUGUUUUCAUUUGAUUUCUACAAGCAACUUGCAUUUUGAUAACUCGUCGGGCUCGAUUUCUUUAAUUUAUGCACCUUAAUCGAGGGUUAAAAACUUUCUUUAAGCCGUAUUUUUCAUCUAACAAUGAGGUUUUAUGGUCGUUGCAUGCGACAGUGCAAUAUCUGUUCUCGCAGGUGGAGGACGUUUUUGCGUUUGAGCUCUAGGUUGCUAUCAUUGUUAUUGAAUUUACGGCUUAGAAGCCCAUCGUUUAUUUUCUUUUAGGAAAAAAGAACUGCAUCUUUAGGUCUUUUUCGCAUGUAAGGAAAACUGUGUACUAAGUCGCAUUAGACCUCUAAGACAGAGCUAGUAUUUGAGCUAAUAUUCGUUAGAGCAGUAGUUCCCUUCAUAUCGUCGAGAAUUUAAAGGAUAUUGUUGCCGAUGGUUAGCAAAAACACUCGGACACUCGGCAAAUAGAAAUAGUUGUAGAAUUUUUAUGUUUCUCUAAAUAUCUUAUUUUUCUAUUUUCAUUGCGGUAUUUUUAUGUACUCGAAUAAGCGCUGCCUCCGAAUAAACGCAGUACCUGUUUCAUGAACGCCACGGUACAUAAUUGAAUUGAGUAAGUAUUCGGGGGAAGAGCAAAGAGCCUCAAACUUUAUGCUAAGCGUGUCUGGGUGUAAUAUGUGUUUUCAAGCAAUAAUAAAUGCAUUUUAAAUCAUCA